AUGGUUGGCAAAUGGCUUUGCUACAUCCCAGUGACAGUCAUUUUGAGUGGCCAAACGACCGCGCUCAAGUUGCUUUUCUCUGGUCCAGGAGUAUCAGGCACCUACCGAAACACUUGGCCAGGAUGGUACAACGUGGGCGGUUACGUGCUGGACUCCGGUGGUGUGAUGCUCUCUGGAUACGAUGGAAAGAGACAAGCCUAUGACACAGCAGGCUUGGUUGGCGUUCGCUUUGAGGACAUUGCUGGGGGAUUUCUGGAAUUUGAGCUGCUGAGCCAAUUUCGCAAUAGGCCACUGCUGAGUGUGGUGAAUAGCUGCAUGGGCUCUGACCGUGAAAAUGACGGUUCUUCGGCCUGGCGUACGGGCCAUUGUGUUGCUGGCAAGCUGACCAGCUCCUUUGGCAUCCCCAGGGUAGCACAGCAUCUCCUUAUAGGUUUUGCUGGGAACUUUGAGGAUGGCCUGAAUUGGGUGCUUUUUCGAUUGCAGAAUCACUCAGCGCAUAGCGAGUUUACAUAUGCCUUUGGUACGCAGAACAAGACCAACCCCGGCUUUGCAGGCCGAGUGUAUAUCUAUGGUGUUCAACAUGCAGUAGAGAGUGCGGGGAUGUGGAAAUCUGUCACACGACCCUGCGCGAUUGAUUCUGAAGGCUGUAUCACCAGCCACAACUUUCCAAGGUUUUAUGGCUCUCAGGAGCAUUGCAGCCUGGAUAUUGAUGAGAGCCUGACUGGCCCGCUGCGUGUCACUGACUUUGAGACAGAAAAGAAUCACGAUGUCCUACUGGUCAAUGGCCAGGUGCACAUCAGGACGUCUCCCGAUGCAGCGCCAGAGAAUGUGGCGGUCUUCGUUGGCAGUGAUUCCACAAACUCUGUCACUGCCCCCUGCUGCUCUAUAGUAGCUAAUUGUUGGAAACAGUCCAGAAGUAAAAAGAUCAGAACAGUCGUAAGGUAG
Durusdinium trenchii is the source of this 945-nucleotide messenger RNA. The record is from the annotation of a GenBank genome assembly. NCBI's taxonomy places the organism in Eukaryota, Dinophyceae, Suessiales, Symbiodiniaceae.